This is a messenger RNA of Erythranthe guttata (spotted monkey flower), 2188 nucleotides long. RefSeq names its product protein NRT1/ PTR FAMILY 6.3. Gene Ontology annotation, biological process: oligopeptide transport; transmembrane transport. Gene Ontology annotation, molecular function: transmembrane transporter activity. Lineage: Eukaryota; Viridiplantae; Streptophyta; Magnoliopsida; Lamiales; Phrymaceae. Gene Ontology annotation, cellular component: membrane. The record is from RefSeq and is a predicted model, not a curated record.
GCUUGCUAGCUACAUAUAAUAUAAAAACCGAGACUCUUCUUUCUCUUUGCUAAAAUACAAACAUUUCAUAUAGCAAAACAACUUUUCAUACUCUGCCAAACUGUACACAAUUGAUAAAAUGGCAACACUCCCCGAAACACAUCAACAGGCCGAAACUCUCCCCGAUGCCUGGGACUACAAAGGCCGCUCCUCCGUCCGAUCUUCCUCCGGCGGCUGGGCCUCCGCCGCCAUGAUUCUUGGGGUGGAGGCUGUUGAGAGGUUAACUACGCUGGGCAUAGCGGUUAAUCUAGUUACGUACUUGACCGGGACGAUGCAUUUGGGCAAUGCUAUGUCCGCCAACAAUGUCACCAAUUUUCUCGGCACUUCUUUCAUGCUUUGCUUGCUUGGUGGUUUCAUAGCCGAUACUUUUCUCGGAAGGUACUUGACCAUUGGCAUCUUCGCCACCGUUCAAGCUACGGGAGUGACGAUACUGACAAUCUCCACCGUAAUCCCGAGUCUCCGGCCACCAAAAUGCACCGCCGGGAGCGAAUCAUGUAUCCCGGCGAGCAGCAAACAGCUUAUGGUCCUCUUUGCAGCCCUGUAUCUGACCGCCCUAGGCACCGGAGGCCUAAAAUCGAGCGUCUCCGGCUUCGGGUCGGACCAGUUCGACGAAUCGGACAACAAGGAAAGAAAAAAAAUGGUGAAAUUCUUCAACUGGUUCUUCUUCUGCAUAAAUAUCGGGUCACUUGGAGCGGUGACCGUGCUUGUGUACAUACAAGACAAUCUCGGUAGGCAGUGGGGGUACGGGAUCUGUGCAUGCGCCAUUGUUGUCGGAUUGCUCGUUUUUCUGUCCGGUACGAGAAGGUACCGUUUCAAGAAGCUUGUGGGCAGCCCGUUGACGCAGAUUGCCGUCGUGUUCGUGGCGGCGUGGAGGAAGAGACACCUUGAGUUGCCGUCAGACUCUUCUCUGCUCUUCAACCUUGAUGACAUUAAUGGCGAUGGAGGCCUUCUCAGCAAGAAGAAGAAGCAACAGUUACCACACAGCAAGGAGUUCCGUUUCCUGGACAAGGCAGCAAUCAAGAUUCCUGAAGCACCGGCGAACAAGUGGUGCAUUUCGACCUCCACCGAUGUAGAAGAAGUGAAGAUGGUGAUAAGAAUGCUGCCCACAUGGGCCACAACAAUAAUGUUCUGGACCGUCUACGCACAAAUGACAACAUUCUCGGUCUCGCAAGCGACAACUAUGGACCGUCGGAUCGGAAAGUCAUUCGAAAUCCCAGCCGCAUCUCUAACAGUCUUCUUCGUAGCCAGCAUUCUAUUGACCGUCCCGAUUUACGACCGCAUCAUCUUCCCUAUCUGCCGUCGGAUCUUGAAAAACCCUAACGGUCUAAGCCCGCUACAGCGCAUAGGCGUCGGGCUAGUCCUGUCCAUAAUCGCCAUGGUGGCGGCCGCGUUGACCGAAGUCAAACGCCUACGCGUGGCGGAAUCCCACGGACUAACGGACGAUCCAACGGCCACUAUUCCUUUGAGUGUGUUUUGGCUGAUCCCUCAGUUCCUAUUGGUGGGGUCCGGAGAGGCGUUUACGUAUAUCGGGCAGCUCGAUUUCUUCCUUAGGGAGUGCCCGAAGGGUAUGAAGACAAUGAGCACCGGGCUUUUUCUGAGUACGCUUUCGUUAGGGUUCUUUUUCAGCUCUAUUUUGGUGACUAUAGUGCACAAGCUGACCGGCGACAAUAACCCGUGGUUGGCUGAUAAUCUGAAUCAAGGGAAGCUUUACGACUUUUAUUGGUUGUUGACCAUUUUGAGCGUCUUCAAUUUGGUGAUAUUUCAGUAUUGUGCGAGGAGGUAUGUGUACAAGGAGAAGAGGCUUGCUGAGGAGGGUAUUCAGUUGGAUGAAACUGAACUUGUUUGCCAUUAAGUAGCUAUUUUUGGCAAAUUGAUAGUUCAAUCAACUUCAAAUAAUAUAUAGGGUUGUUUGUGUACAAAAAGAAUGUCGAAAAGAGUCAUACACAUAUUGAAAAAAAAAUCCAAGUGAAGUGACUCUUUUCUUUUAUUUUCUUGCCGUUUUUCUUGUUUCUUUUUCUGUUGUAAGAUAGGUAGCCAAAAUAAUGACGAAAGUUGUUCGGCUGAUAAGUAACCGGAAAGACCAAGGGAUCGGCUAAAUGACUAUGUUCCGCUGCUAUAUAUAGUAUAUGUUACGUUGUUCAUACUUUUG